This is a messenger RNA of Glarea lozoyensis ATCC 20868, 1599 nucleotides long. RefSeq lists its product as uncharacterized. Gene Ontology annotation, biological process: iron ion transmembrane transport. Gene Ontology annotation, molecular function: iron ion transmembrane transporter activity. Gene Ontology annotation, cellular component: membrane. Bases 1 to 1599 code for a protein of 532 amino acids. The record is from RefSeq and is a predicted model, not a curated record. NCBI's taxonomy places the organism in Eukaryota, Fungi, Ascomycota, Leotiomycetes, Helotiales, Helotiaceae. The transcript has 4 exons.
AUGGAAGAACCUACCUGCUCCUCCCCCAUCCCUUCUCCUUCCACGCCACCGACCGCCACGAAUCCAGCCAUAACUCAUAAUGAUGGCAUGACUCGAUCUCAAGCCGCAAAUCUUUACAUCAGCCUUCCUAAUUUAAGCUUUAAGAUUAUCUUUGCAGCAUCGGCAUUUCCUGAUACCUUGGCCGCUUCGUCUACACGAGGUAUCAUUCGGACCCUAGCCUCAAUAUGUCUUUCCUCGUCCAUUGGGAGAUGGGUUGACAAGUCUCCUCACCGGCUGAAAACGCUUUCAUCUACGAUUUCUAUCAAUAGGCUUUCGGUCAUUGCGGCUUCGAUAUUAUGGCUCUGCAUCGCGGAUCCGAGAGUUGGCGAUACCAGCUCCUUCACGCCACCAAUUCCUACAUUUGGAAAAUACGGAGCUUUUGCUCUGAUUUUGGUUAUGGAGAUCUCGGAAACGUUGAGUGCACAAGGUAAUAUGCUGUCUAUGGAACGAGACUUUGUGGUCACAGCAGCGGAUCCAGAUGGACAUCCUUAUGAUUUGACGAAUCUGAAUGCUGUGAUGAGACGGAUUGACCUUACCUGCAAACUCAUAGCUCCUUUAAUAAUCUCUGCAAUUAUCUCGGCUACAAGUGCUAAGAUUGGAGUCCUUUUUGUUGGUGGUAUGAGUUUGGCGAGUUGGGCAGUCGAGUUGUGGUGUGCGAAAAGAGUAUGGGAUAUGAACGCCAAACUUCGAGUUUUGAAGAUUACAAACCCCGAUAACUCACGAGAACAAAUUUAUGUGACUCCAGUGAACAGGGUAGUCAGAGGUUUCUACCAAUACACUCAAGACAUCAAACAAUACUUCGCAUCACCAGUCUGGAUCCCCUCAUUCUCCCUUGCGUUACUCCAUCUCUCCGCUCUCUCCUACGCCGCGACGUUCAUCACCUUCCUCCUCAACUCCGGAAUCUCAUUACCCAUCAUCACGAUUGCAAGAGCAGCUGGAAGUGUAGUUGAGAUUAGCAGUACGCUCAUAACUCCAUACGGAGUAACACGUCUCGGAAAAGCAAGUCGACAUGGUUAUUUUCGAGGUCAACCUCUUGAGAAUCAGGAUUCUGAAACUACACUUCUCGAAUCAAGGCAAGCGGAAAAUUACAUCCCGGAUACGAAAGGAAAUACGGAAGUUGGACUUGAGAGACUGGGACUUUGGGGGUUGACAUUUCAAUUCCUCAACCUCCUCCCCGUCCUCCUCUCCAUUUCCCUCCUCUCGUCCACCUCCGCCUCCCCCUCUUCGCUUAACUUGUUCCUCACAUUCCUCACCCUCUUCCUCCCCCUCUCCCUCUCCCGCCUCGGUCUCUGGACCUACGAUCUCACCACCACGCAACUCGUGCAAACGCUGCACCCCUCCACCUCCCUCUCCGCCUUUUCCGGUGCGGAGAAUACGUUCAUCGCUUUCUUUGAAUUAACGCAACAUGUAUGCGGCAUCAUCUGGGCCAGACCUGAGGACUUUGUGUGGAUUGCCAGUGUUGGGGUGGGUAGUGUGGGCGUGAGUGCGGUUUUGUAUGCGGGAUGGGUUAGGAGGGUGAGAGGGCAUUUGGUGCAUUGGAGGUGGGGGUGUAAGGGGUGA